Molecule: messenger RNA, 8011 nt
Organism: Siniperca chuatsi (mandarin fish)
Lineage: Eukaryota; Metazoa; Chordata; Actinopteri; Centrarchiformes; Sinipercidae
Gene: scn1lab
Product: sodium channel, voltage-gated, type I like, alpha b
Exons: 27
Coding region: 489-6614 (2041 amino acids)
Biological process (GO): membrane depolarization during action potential; sodium ion transmembrane transport; neuronal action potential
Cellular component (GO): voltage-gated sodium channel complex; axon; plasma membrane
Molecular function (GO): protein binding; voltage-gated sodium channel activity
Source: RefSeq, a predicted model, not a curated record
AUAAUAACCUUAGAAAAUAAUUUAAUUAGUUCAAUUAAAGCACUCCUGGUUUAGCUUGAAGCCAUUUCCAGCACAGUUCAAGGACCCCAGGUGGCUCCCGCACCCUAGCUUGGGCACCACUGGUUUCCAGGGGACGUUAAUGGGUGGCUGCUGCCGCUGAAGCGACUGAAAGCCUCAACCUCGGUCGGUCGCUCACCGGUGUGUAGGCUACGUGCCUCUUUCUCGUUACUUCUUGCUCCUGGGUGUCGUCGUGCUGCUGCUGGUGUGUCUGGAGGAGGGAAGACAUGAUGGUCGCGGCUAAUUCGACAAGCUCUCGUCUGUGGCAAAUGCGAAAAGUGUCGUUUUUCGGAGUGAUGGAGACAACGCGGAGACUUCAUCAACAUGGCGACAGCUGCUGCGGCCCCCUCGGCUCCUUUUGAAACCGCGACAGUUAAGCUCCCUGCCCCAACUGAGCCCCUCGCUGCCCUCUGAAGGAGCAGGAUGACAAGAUGGCACAGCUGCUUGUACCGCCCGGACCUGAAAGCUUCGUGCCCUUCGUCCCCGAGUCGCUGGCCGCCAUCGAGAGGCGCAUCGCCGAGGAGGAGGCCCGGAGACCACGGGCGGAGCGCCGCAGCGACAGCAACGAUGAAAAUGGGCCCAAGCCCAACAGUGACCUGGAGGCGGGGAAAUCUCUCCCCUUCAUCUAUGGGGAGACCCCCCCCGACUUGGUGUCCACCCCUCUGGAGGACAUUGACCCCUACUACAGCAAUCAGAAGACCUUCAUAGUAUUGAAUCGCGGGAAGGCAAUCUUCCGUUUCAACGCCACUCCUGCCUUGUACAUCUUAAGCUCCUUCAACCCUCUAAGGAGGAUAGCUAUUAGAAUUUUAGUACACUCGAUGUUCAGCAUGUUGAUCAUGUUCACCAUCCUGACCAACUGUGCUUUCAUGACGCUCAGUAAUCCCCCGGAAUGGGCCAAGAAUGUAGAGUACACAUUCACAGGGAUUUACACCUUCGAGUCCCUUAUCAAGAUCCUGGCCAGGGGCUUCUGUGUGGGGAAGUUCACCUUUCUGCGGGAUCCGUGGAACUGGCUGGAUUUCAGUGUUAUUCUCAUGGCAUAUGUCACAGAGUUUGUGGACCUGGGCAAUGUCUCAGCACUGCGAACCUUCAGGGUUCUGCGAGCCCUGAAAACUAUAUCAGUCAUCCCAGGAUUGAAGACCAUCGUUGGCGCACUGAUCCAGUCGGUAAAAAAGCUGUCGGAUGUCAUGAUCCUGACCGUGUUCUGCCUCAGCGUCUUCGCCCUCAUCGGCCUGCAGCUCUUUAUGGGCAACCUGAGGCAGAAGUGUGUGCGUUUGCCAAUCGUCAACGCCACCAACAGCAGCAACAUCACCGCUGAUGACACUAUGUUUUUCAACAACACCCUGCUGGAUAUCAACACCACGUUUGUGCAGAACACCACGGAGAACUCUUUCAACUGGACAGAGUACAUCAGUGAUGAGAGUAAUUACUAUUACCUCCCUGGCCGUAGGGAUGCUCUGCUCUGCGGGAAUGGCAGUGGCACUGGGCUCUGCCCAGAGGGCUUUACAUGUAUAAAAGCUGGUCGUAAUCCAGACUAUGGCUACACCAGCUUCGACACCUUCAGCUGGGCGUUCCUCUCCCUGUUCCGACUCAUGACCCAGGACUACUGGGAAAACCUCUACCAGCAGACUUUGCGUGCGGCGGGAAAACCCUACAUGAUCUUCUUCGUGCUGGUGAUCUUCCUGGGCUCCUUUUACCUGGUCAACCUGAUCUUGGCCGUGGUGGCCAUGGCUUAUGACGAGCAAAACCAGGCAACCAUCGAGGAGGCUCAGCAGAAGGAGGAGGAGUUCCAGGCCAUGCUGGAGCAGCUCAAGAGACAGCAGGAGGAGGCACAGGUUGCCGCGGCAGCAGCCACGGAGAGUGGAGAGUACAGCGGGAGAGGGGGCCCCACCUCUGAGUCCUCCUCAGGGACAUCUAAGCUCAGCUCGAAAAGUGCCAAGGAGCGACGCAACAGGCGGAAGAAGAGGAAGCAGAGGGAGGAGGAGGAGGAGAGGGGGGCCCGUGACAAGUUCCACAAGUCUGAGUCCGAGGACAGCAUCAAGAGAUCCAGCUUCCGUUUCUCCAUUGAUGCCAACAGACUUUCUUAUGAGAAGAGAUGCUCCUCACCCAACCAGUCUCUCCUCAGUAUUCGUGGAUCCCUCUUCUCACCUCGGAGGAACAGCCGUGCCAGCCUGUUCAGCUUCCGUGGCCGGGCCCGCGACAUGGGCUCCGAGAAUGACUUUGCUGAUGACGAGCACAGCACCUUCGAGGAGAGCGACAGCCGUCGGGGUUCCCUGUUCCUGCCGCGCCGCCUCGAGCGCCGUUGCAGCGCUAUCAGCCAGACCAGCCUUGGGGCGCCCCGGAUCAUGCUGCCCGCCAACGGCAAGAUGCACUGCACAGUAGACUGUAAUGGUGUGGUGUCGCUGGUUGGUGGAACUUCUGUAACAACCUCCCCUGUAGGUCUCCUGCUGCCUGAGGGGACAACUACAGAUACUGAGCUUAAGAAACGCCGGUCAGGUUUUCACCAGCCAUCCAUGGAUUAUUUAGAUGAACCAGGGGGCAGGCAGAGAGCCAUGAGUGUGGCCAGUAUCCUCACCAACACCAUGGAAGAGCUUGAAGAGUCAAGACAGAAAUGCCCCCCCUGCUGGUACAGAUUUGCCAACAUCGGUCUGAUCUGGGAUUGUUGCCCCGCAUGGCUGAAAAUCAAGGCAGUCGUCAGCACGGUGGUCAUGGACCCAUUUGUGGAUCUGGCCAUCACAAUUUGCAUUGUCCUCAACACCCUUUUCAUGGCCAUGGAGCAUUACCCCAUGACUAAAGAAUUCGAUAAUGUCCUCUCUGUUGGAAACCUGGUGUUCACAGGCAUCUUCACAGCAGAGAUGUGCUUCAAGAUCAUCGCCCUGGAUCCCUACUAUUACUUCCAGGAGGGUUGGAACAUCUUUGACGGCAUCAUUGUUAGCCUGAGUCUGAUGGAGCUUGGCUUGGCCAACGUAGAAGGCCUGUCUGUUCUCAGGUCCUUUAGAUUGCUGAGAGUCUUCAAGCUGGCCAAGUCAUGGCCCACUUUGAAUAUGCUGAUCAAGAUCAUUGGUAACUCAGUGGGUGCUCUGGGGAACUUGACACUGGUGCUGGCCAUCAUCGUCUUCAUCUUUGCCGUGGUGGGCAUGCAGCUGUUUGGCAAGAGCUACAAGGAGUGCGUGUGUAAGAUUUCUAAUGACUGUCAACUGCCCCGCUGGCACAUGCAUGAUUUCUUCCACUCCUUCCUCAUCGUGUUCCGGGUGCUGUGCGGAGAGUGGAUAGAGACCAUGUGGGACUGCAUGGAGGUGGCUGGACAGACCAUGUGCCUGAUCGUCUUCAUGAUGGUCAUGGUCAUUGGAAACCUGGUGGUUCUAAACCUGUUCCUGGCUCUCCUCCUGAGCUCAUUCAGCGCUGACAACCUUGCAGCAACUGACGAUGACAGUGAGAUGAACAACCUGCAGAUUGCUGUGGGCCGGAUCCAGCGGGGCAUCGCAUUUGUCAAAGCUGCGGUGCGACGGUUCCUUCAGAGCCUCUGCUUUGGCGGGGCCGGUAAGGGCUCUGGUCUGGCUGAGGAGAGCAAACCUCUUGAUGAACUGCACAGCAAUGGCAAGGGCAACUGCAUCUCCAACCACACUUCAGUGGAGAUCACCAAAGACCCCAGUGGGGUGUACACGACAGAGGGCAAUGGACGGCCAGGAGGAGGGCUGGAGGUUGGGCUUGGGGUUGGUGGGGACACUACAGGGAAGUACCCAAUGGAGGAAUGUGACUACAUGUCAUUUAUUCAUAACCCCAGCCUGACAGUCACAGUGCCCAUCGCUGUGGGCGAGUCAGACUUUGAGAACCUAAACACAGAAGAUUUCAGCAGUGACUCGUCAGAUGUGGAGGGCAGCAAAGAGGUACUGCAGUGUAACUUUGUACUCUCAUCUUCUUCUUCGACGAUGCAGAAGCUCGAUGCAGAGCCCCAGCCUCUGAGCUCAUCGGAGGGGAGCACAGUCGAUAUUCGCCCCCCAGGAGAUGGGGUGGAUUCAGUGGAGCUGGAGCCAGAGGAGUCACUGGACCCAGAGGCCUGCUUCACAGAGGGCUGUGUGAGUAGGUUCCAGUGUUGCCAGAUCAACGAGGAGGGAGGCAAAUAUAAGACCUGGUGGACACUCAGGAAAACCUGCUUUAUCAUAGUGGAGCACAACUGGUUUGAAUCCUUCAUCAUAUUCAUGAUCCUGCUCAGCAGUGGAGCACUGGCGUUUGAGGACAUUUACAUCGAGCAGCGGAGGACCAUCAAAACAAUGCUGGAGUACGCAGACAAGGUCUUCACUUACAUCUUCAUCCUAGAAAUGCUGUUGAAGUGGGUAGCAUACGGCUUUGUCAAGUACUUCACCAACGCCUGGUGCUGGCUCGACUUCCUCAUUGUAGAUGUGUCCCUGGUCAGCCUUGUAGCCAAUGCUCUGGGCUACUCUGAGCUUACCGCCAUAAAAUCUCUGAGGACACUGCGAGCCCUCCGGCCCCUGAGGGCCCUGUCUCGGUUUGAGGGCAUGAGGGUUGUGGUGAACGCGUUGCUGGGGGCCAUCCCCUCCAUCAUGAACGUGCUGUUGGUCUGCCUCAUCUUCUGGCUCAUCUUCAGCAUCAUGGGCGUCAACCUGUUUGCAGGGAAGUACUAUUACUGCGUCAACACCACCACAGGCGAUAUCUUCCCCAUCGACGUUGUCAACAACAAGACUGAGUGCCUGAAUUUGGUCAACGACAGCGCCCGCUGGAAGAAUGUCAAAAUCAACUUUGACAAUGUCGGGGCCGGCUAUCUGGCUCUGUUGCAAGUGGCAACAUUUAAGGGUUGGAUGGACAUCAUGUAUGCAGCUGUGGACUCACGAAAUGUGGAAGACCAGCCUAAUUAUGAAGUGAACUUGUACAUGUACCUCUACUUUGUCAUCUUCAUCAUCUUCGGCUCCUUCUUCACCCUCAACCUGUUCAUCGGUGUCAUCAUCGACAAUUUCAACCAGCAGAAGAAGAAGUUUGGAGGUCAGGACAUCUUCAUGACAGAAGAACAGAAGAAAUACUACAAUGCCAUGAAGAAGCUGGGUUCCAAGAAACCACAAAAACCUAUACCUCGGCCAACAAAUACAUUUCAAGGCUGCGUGUUUGACUGCAUCACAAAGCAGGCCUUCGACAUCGUGAUCAUGAUCCUCAUCUGCCUUAACAUGGUGACCAUGAUGGUGGAGACGGACGACCAGACACCGGAGAUGGACAAAAUCCUCUACUGGAUCAACCUGGUCUUCAUCGUGCUCUUCACUGGGGAGUGUGUGCUUAAGAUGAUCUCUCUGCGUCACUAUUACUUUACCAUUGGUUGGAAUAUAUUUGACUUUGUGGUGGUGAUCCUGUCCAUCGUAGGUAUGUUUUUAUCUGAAGUUAUCGAGAAGUACUUUGUGUCCCCGACACUGUUCCGAGUGAUCCGUCUGGCCAGGAUAGGCCGCAUCCUUCGCCUUAUCAAAGGUGCCAAAGGCAUCCGGACGCUUCUCUUUGCCUUGAUGAUGUCACUCCCUGCCCUGUUCAACAUCGGCCUUCUCCUCUUCCUGGUCAUGUUCAUCUACGCGAUCUUUGGCAUGUCCAACUUUGCCUACGUCAAGCGAGAGGCAGGAAUCGAUGACAUGUUCAAUUUUGAAACCUUCGGGAACAGUAUGAUCUGUUUGUUUCAGAUUACCACCUCAGCCGGGUGGGACAGCCUGCUGGCGCCCAUACUGAACAAGAGGGAGCCUGACUGUGACAGCCAGAUGGAGCACCCGGGCAACUAUUACAAAGGCAACUGUGGCAACCCAUCAGUGGGCAUCUUUUUCUUCGUCAGCUACAUCAUCAUCUGCUUCCUCAUUGUGGUCAACAUGUACAUUGCCGUCAUCCUGGAGAACUUCAGCGUGGCCACAGAGGAGAGCGCCGAACCGCUGAGCGAGGAUGACUUUGAGAUGUUCUAUGAAGUGUGGGAGCGCUUUGAUCCUGAUGCCACUCAGUUCAUGGAGUACAGCAAGCUCUCUGACUUUGCAGAUGCUCUAGAUCCACCGCUGCGCAUGCCCAAGCCUAAUAUGACCCACCUCAUCUCCAUGGACCUGCCAAUGGUGAGUGGCGAGCGCAUCCACUGCCUCGACAUCUUGUUCGCCUUCACCAAGCGAGUGUUGGGUGAGGGUGGCGAGAUGGAUGUUUUACGCGGGCAGAUGGAGGAGCGCUUCAUGGCCUCUAACCCCUCUAAGGUGUCUUACGAGCCCAUCACCACCACCCUCCGCCGCAAACAGGAGGACAUGUCGGCCGUAAUCAUCCAGAGAGCUUUCCGCCGCUACAUGAUGCGCCUGGCCAUGAAGAAGGCCUCUGCCCUCUACAAGGAGAAGCUGAAGGAGGGCAUCCGCGACCCUGACAAGGACGUGAUGGUCAUCAGCAAGUUCAAUGAGAACUCCACCUCGGACAAAACGGACAUGACCCCCUCCACAGCCUCCCCGCCCUCCUACAACAGUGUGACAAAGUCGGACAAGGACAAAUACGAGAAAGAAAAUAGGGAAAAAGAAAACAAAGGGAAAGACUUGAAAGACCGAAAGAAAUAGACUUUUUAAAAAGGAACAAAAAUAAAAAUGUAUCAGAGACAUGAGGGAAAUUUGUUUACAGCUUCUAAAGGGGGUAGAUAAAUGUACGCUUGUGUGCUGAUUGUUAGAGAUGAGGAAUGUCAGGUAGGUCUAAAGUGGGAGUGCGGUUAUGUCACAUAUGAAUACAUGGGGUCUUCUCAGAGGGGAAAUACGGAAACAAAUUAUCCAGCAGACACUGCCAGAGAUUUACUGGAACAUGGAAAAGCCUCUCUGCAAAACGCUUGUGAUUUUCCUAUUGGUUGUUGUUACUAUCUGACACACUUGAGUGUACUGUUAAGUUGUCUGUAGCUAGUGCUGCUGCUACUACUAUAAAUCCAGUGUCUUGAAUUUAACAAUCGCUGUAUCACUUAACAAGUACUCUGCAUUUUCUUGUUCAUUUUUUGGUUACAAGGUUUCUUUUUUAAUGAGAAAGAAUGUUUUCUACUUUUUUUUGUUAUUGUGAGAAUGUGUGCUUUCACUGUGUGCUUUCACUGUUGUAAAAUCACCAAGGGCAGAUAAAGUCAAUGCUGGAAACUACAACAACCAUCUGAAACUCGUACAAUGCAGGGUCAGUGCCAGAAUGCUCUUGGUUCAUACAGUAUACGAAGCUGAAACAAAAAGCAUACAGCUGAAGCGCAAUGGACAAAUACAUUGUACUCACUGGUGUGCUAUCAGUGAUUGUUUAAAUCUGUAUUGUGCUUCUAUCUGGACUGCCAUAUCCCCAUUUCAAUAGAACAUACAAGUCUCUAAUUACAGAGAAGCUGAAUGUAUGCAAGGAAUGAGACACAUUUAAAGAAAUCGUCUGACAUUUUGGGAAAUAUUCUUAGUUGCUUUUUUGCCUAGAGUUACAUGCGCAGAUUGAUACCACUCUAAUGUCUGUCCUUUUAUGUCCUUUUAUAAAAUGAAGCUAGAACCAGGAGACCGUUAGCUUAACUUAGCAUAAAGACUGGGACAUGGGAAAACAACAACAACCCUGGCUCACUCCAAAGCUCAACGGUCUGCCUACCAGCCUAUUCCAGCUAUAUAAUUUCUCCAGAGAAGAGUCGCCGCUCUGUUGAACUACAAAACCACAUUUCACUCACAAUCGUUGUCGGAGUCAGCGGCUCGUAGAGAGCACAUUAACCAACAAACAAAAGUUUCAGUGUAGCUGUUACAGAAAUAACAUUAAUUAGCUACAGCUGAUAUAAUCUACCACCGGGCAAAAGCAACGGUCAGUGCCUAUAAAUGAAAAACCUGCUAAACGUUAGCUUACCGGAUCUGUUUGGUUUUUUUUGUUGACUGGGAACUGGAUCCAAAAUGGAACCCAACCUUAAAAAUCUGUUAAAGAUCCCCUCCAGACAUGUAUUAAAAAAUACAAGUAGUCCUACUUGGAACAGUAA